Molecule: messenger RNA, 1194 nt
Organism: Sphenostylis stenocarpa
Lineage: Eukaryota; Viridiplantae; Streptophyta; Magnoliopsida; Fabales; Fabaceae
Source: the annotation of a GenBank genome assembly
AUGGAGGGUGCUGGGAUGGAAGAGAAUAAUAUCAAUGAUAACAGUAAUAAGUCUGAGGCGCAUUUGACUUCCGCCGCUGCUUUUGUCGAGGGUGGAAUUCAGGACGCUUGUGAUGAUGCUUGCAGCAUAUGCCUUGAAGCCUUCUGUGACAGUGAUCCUUCCACGGUUACCAGUUGCAAGCAUGAGUUUCAUCUUCAGUGCAUUCUCGAAUGGUGUCAAAGAAGCUCCCAGUGCCCCAUGUGUUGGCAACCUAUCAGUCUCAAAGAUCCAACAAGCCAAGAAUUACUUGAGGCAGUGGAAAGAGAGCGAAACUUUAGGAUCAAUCCACCUAGGAAUGCCACAAUAUUUCAUCAUCCAACACUGGGGGAUUUCGAAUUACAGCAUUUGCCAGUUGGAGCUAGUGAUGCUGAUCUUGAAGAGCGAAUCAUUCAACACUUAGCUGCUGCAGCUGCAAUGGGAAGGGCACGCCAUAUUGCUAGAAGAGAAGGUCAGAGAAACAGGUCAUCGGCACAAGGUCGCCCACAUUUUUUAGUUUUUUCAACUCACCCUAAUUCACCUCCCAUGGCUCCUACUUCUUCCUCUCCAUCUCAGAGGGGAGAUGAUGAACCAACUCCUACAAUUGCUGUUACCAAUCUGUCUCCAACUCCUGCAACUGGAGAAGAAUCAUCACAACUGACUUUAGUUGCUCCUAUUCAAGCUGAGCAGGUUUCUGCUUCAGGAUCUGGAUCUACUGCUCUUGCUACAGAUCAUCAGGGAUCAUCUUACAACAAUAGGAGAUCUCCUAAUCAGUCAUCUCCAAGUAGUCAAGACAGAGCAGGGCCAUCAGAAUUCCAGUCAUUUUCAGAGUCUCUGAAAUCUAAACUGAAUGCUGUGUCAACAAGAUACAAGGAGUCAAUUUCCAAGAGCACAAAAGGUUGGAAGGAGAGAUGGUUCUCUCGUAACAAUGCUAUGUCUGAUAUUGGAUCUGAUGUUAGGCGAGAAGUUAAUGCAGGGAUUGCAACUGUAUCGCGCAUGAUGGAACGUCUGGAGACCAGAGACAGUAAUAGAAGCAAUAGCAAUUCAGCUCCAAGUAAUUUAGAGGAUGGAUCAGUUCAAGGACCUAAUGAUCAGCGUUCAACUGGCACUGAAAGGGGCGGUCUUUUGGGAGACAAUAACACAAAAGCUUCUUGUGCUGCAGGUUCUAGUUCGAAUUAA